UAGUUCUAUCUGUCAAAACAAUUUUCUCUUGAUCCCUACUAUGUAUAUAAAAUAGAACAUCAAGCAGAUUUCUUAUAACAAUAAUGUAAAUAUUAUUCUCAUGACAUAGUUUUAUGUUGAGUAGGAAGUAAAAUAAUUAGGUAGAGAAAGAGUAAUAACAAAUAAGAAGUGGAAAAGAGCACUCCAAUGGAGCCCAAUCUGGAUGCCCAGGAAGAAGCUGGACCGUCCACAUCGAGUACUGUGCAACAUGUGGAUGUUGACCCUCUGCCAAUGGGAGCGGCUGAUUACUUGUUCAGCCGAGAAACACUUCAUGACUGUCACUUCAGAGUGGGAAACGCUGAAGACAUACCUGUUGAGACUCUGGGUGCUGUGAAAGCUAUGCUUCUAGCGCACAGUCCUGUGUUCCGCAACAUGCUUCAAGAAAGUGAUCUCCGUGAAGACACGAGGAAAAUUAUCAACCUACCAGACGUUCACCCUGAUGCCUUCAAACUUUUGCUGAAGUAUGUGUACAACUCGUUGGACGAACCUUUAGACUUGUCCCGAGACAUGGCGAUGAAGCUUUUCUUCGCUGCUGAUAAAUACCUGAUAGAGCCCUUGCGCAAGAAGGCGAUUAACCAGCUGAUUCCUAGAACGGUUGAUGAGGUGUUUCCCGCGCUAUACUGCCUCACACUCUGCACUACGGGUAUUGACUGCCUCGAGAACAUUGUGAAAACAGUUGUGCAAACGCGGACAACGGAAAUCUUCAACUGUCAACAGUUUCUGGAGCUCAACUCAGACUGUUUGGUGUUCAUUCUGAAACAACCCAUUCUCAACUGUAGGGAAGUGGAAGUGUGGAAAGCUUCUGUCAAGUGGGCAGAACAUCAAGGUCAAACCAGUGAGGGCCAAGUUCUCCGACAGAUUCUUAAAGAACCACUGAAAUACAUAAGGCUGUGUACAAUGACCAACGCACAAGUGUUUAGCGAAGUAGCACCGAAAAACAUACUGACCGAUUCAGAGACUUUGAAAAUCGUAAGAUUAAUCACGACGAAUGACAUGUCUGAAGCGACGGAGAAUGACACAGAUUUUUGCAUGAGCAGAUUACCCCGGAGAAUGAGUGAUCGUCCAUUUAACGUCCCCUCGUGGGGCUCGUACUUUGACCUGGGACACAAAAUGUAUGUUGGCGACGAAAAAGGAUCAGGCUGCCGGUUGGAUAUCAGCGAUUACGCGAUCACCCUCAAGUCCAUAGCCUGCCGAGGGAAAAAGAGCCCUUUCAGUGAAAUAGACUUUUUAACGAGCACUCGCAAGUAUCGAUGCGUUUGCAAGGUGAUUUUGAGCAUCUACGACAACGAUGUGUUGAAGGAAGUGUGUGUGAUUGACUUUGACCAAGAAGUGAACUACGAGGAGGAGUUUAUCAUCUUGACCAUGUACCAGGGCAAUUACUGGAAGCUGGCUUGUAAACAUGUGUACAGGAUACAUCUGGAGUUCCGUGAACCACAUCCCAGAUGGUGUUCCAAUCUGAGGGAUGGUGAGCCGCUGUGCAGUGAACACCAUUUUGACGGAGGUUGGCUGGAUUGUUACUGGAGUUGUAACCACAUUGUCAGGCUCCACUACACUCGUCACUCUAGCAAUCGACCAAUACCCAUGGUAUUGAUGGGUUUAUAUGAUCGACCAAUGGUAUAGCUACAUGGUACAGUAGACCCUCUCUUAACUGACACAUGAUCAACCGGUGAUUUUAGUUGCCUCCUCGGACAAAAAAAGAGGUCGGUUUAUCCGCUGUGAAUAGUUAAUCCGGUUGGCUUUAAGGAACUUUUCUAUCACUUAAAAGAUUUUAGUCCUAUCUUAAUGAAGUAGUGUAAUAGAAUAGAAUCGUGUCCAUGCAGUGCUAUUUUUUUAUAAACUAGAUGUUUUCAAGUAUUUUUUAUGGCAUUUGUACAUAAAAUCAUGUAAAUAGUUUUAAUGCAAAAAUGCAUGUAUGUAAAAGUUAAAAUUCAACUUUGUGUUUUUUUUCCUAACAUAGCUUCUCUAUUUUGAAAAGUAAAUUGCAGUACUGUAGUAUAGAAGAGACAGAUUACCUUUGUACAGUCAAGUAAAACACUACAGAUCCGUCACAAAAAAAAUAUUUUUUCAUUGUUGCUUGUGAACAUUAUUAGAAAAUAUUCUAAAAUCAAGUUUCUAAAUACGGCAUUGAGUUACAUUUAUGUCUACAGAGUAUUGCUCAUGUUUACAUAGUCUAGGCCUACUGUUCUAAUAUUUAGUAUAUCUGUGCAAAGCCUGGUGAGGGGGCUGUUAAGAGAGGUUGCACUGUCCAUACUUACAGACAUAUUAAACUAUACCAUGUAUUUAUAGACACUUUUAAAAUGUCAGUUCAGCAAUCAUUUUAAUGUAUUAGAAAAUUAAGACUCAUUCUGGAAUAAUGAACCCUUUGUGCUUAGUCGAGGCGAAAUAGUUUUAUUAUCAGUCGUCUCUGUUGUACGCUUUAUUGGCUCAGCAGCUACCUUAGCGUCUUCUUCCCACUUACUUGAAAUCAUUUAAGUUUCAAAUUUAUCACUUGAUUUUUUUCAUAUAACAUGCACAAUAGUAAUACAUUGUAAAUGCUAUUCAUUUUUUAUGUAUCAUCUGUUAUUUAAUGUACUAUCUGUUAUUAUCUGGGAUUAACUGCCAUCAGGCAUUCAAAACUGUUAUUUUUCAUUGUUUUUCUAUGCAAAACUACAGAUAUAAAUGAAAUAUAUGGAAAGUCUAAAACAUAUAGUGUAAAGCAUAUAAAGCGACUAAACAAUUCCCGUCUCAAAUCUUUAUCGGAGGUGCUAUGCCUUAGCCGUUGUACCUAGUCCAUUUUCACAUGUACAUCAGAUUACCAAGCUCUGAUAGAAAUGAAUAAAUUGUUCAAACCCAACGACAACUAAAUGAUGGAAUGUAAACCUUCAAUAUUAGUUUCACCUACUCACGCCAUACAAGUAGUUUAGUUUUAUGCAGCAAUUAACCUUAGUUUGCUGCUAUCCUCGAAUGUCUUUUAUUUCCUCCUGAUGUAGCCCAAAGUCUCAGUAAUGUACUUUAAUACUUUUUUUAUGAAAUGGCGACCAUACAUAGUAGGUAUUUUAAGCCAAGUAUGAAUGGGGGUGAGUGGCGCGAUCUUGUAGUCUUGUGAGUAACAGCCGACAUUCCUUAGACACAGCUGCAACUCCAAGUAUCGGAAUUAAUUGGGCCCGUAACACAUUCGCAAGAUUAAAAAAUUGGAUUUUUACCAAAAUUUGUGAUAUUUUAAAGAAACUAGGCCAAGUCAAGCCAAUCUUUUACUAUUGCAAUUGCAGGAUACAUCUGCAAAUAUUUUUCAAUUUCAAAAAAAUCAUUCACCGCGUGGACGAUGAUGAUGUCUUCAAGACUGAGAAAGAUGUUCUAGAUUUGGCCGGGAUCACAGAAAUAUGUCAAGUGUCCAUUACUGCGGGAGACAGUAAUCAUGGCUACUUGACUGCGGGAUAGAUUUUUCAUUUUGCCGCAGUCACGGAAGACGAUGUUUCUAUGUUGACGUUUCCAUGAAUGCAAGAGAUGAUGAUGAUUUCUGCUAAACCACAGAAGGUGUGAAAGAUUUUGCAGCCAUUGCAAAAACCGUUGACGAUGUUUUUGUGACUGCGAGAGAACUUUAUAAUAU
This is a messenger RNA of Macrosteles quadrilineatus (aster leafhopper), 3625 nucleotides long. Its product is annotated as BTB/POZ domain-containing protein 2-like. Gene Ontology annotation, molecular function: protein binding. The record is from RefSeq and is a predicted model, not a curated record. The transcript is spliced from 7 exons. The coding region runs from base 187 to 1659 and encodes 490 amino acids. NCBI's taxonomy places the organism in Eukaryota, Metazoa, Arthropoda, Insecta, Hemiptera, Cicadellidae.